AUGGGUCUCGGAGGCCACCUCUCGAACCCCUCCGCAAUUCUAUCUCCAGAAUGGAGUCGAGCAAUUCGAAUCAUUGCUGUCGUCUCAUCUAGUUUCAGCGUGAUUGGUACACUGAUCACGAUAUAUUGGUUCUUUAUGAUGAGGAGAAACUUCAGAAGAAAUCUAAUCUUGUUUCUUGUUGUGGCCGACUUCUUAAAAUCACUAUGGUAUAUAAGUUUCUCAGGCGUGUCUCUGCGUCGUGGCUCUAUCGACACAAAUUCAUCAUUCUGUCAAGGGUUCGGCUUCUUGUUACAAGGGUCGACCAUGGCUUGCGACUAUGCCAUCUUCAUCAUGUCGUUACACAUGUACCUGCAAAUAUUUUGCACUGGUAGUAAACUUUUUGGCCACGAUGGUCUAUAUCGCUUUAGGCAUACUGUUAUGGCAGGAUGGUUCUUGUUCCCUUUCCUGUGUGCUGUUCUUGCCUUCGUCAGAGGACGCGAAGGUUACAUCGCACAGGGUCCCUUUUGCACCUUGCCGAUUCGCCCGUACUGGUACCGACUUGCACUGCAAUGGAUCCCGCGCUAUCUUAUCUGGCUUUACAUCAUGUUUGUGGCCAUCCGAAUCUAUUUACACGUAGGUCAAGGCUUCAAGAUUUUUGCCCGCGAGGACGGCAAGGAUUCGAGCACCGGAACAAACGGCUACGGGCCAGCAGAGAGUCUUGGGACCAUGCCUGGAGAAGGAAUGCCAGACCUGCGAGUAGCCAAAAAGAGAGGUGCAAGCGCAGGCGAACUUCAGGAUCUAUCUGGUUUCACGAACAACAACGUUUCCGAUCCGCCAGCUCCCGCCAGUAGCUCUAGUCAGGGCAGCCAGUCGACCUGGCCGACAUCUCUCAACUCUUCUUCUGAAGGAUUCAAAGUGUCUUCGGAUGGUCACUCAAGACGAAGCAGCCACGUCAUUAUGGUUGCGGACGGAACCAUCCAACACGAACUUUUGCAGGUGCCUCCGGAAUCAAAGCAGCAAAGACCAUCUGUCUCUACCAUUGCAACCUGGAGGACUUCCGCCGACAUGACUACUGCUGUUGGAACCCCUUCGGCCAAUCUCGCACCAAUUCAAGAAGGACACCAAUCGACAGGCGAUGACAAGAUCGACAUAGAAUCAGCCGACACCCCUCUCAAGAAGAGACGAAGAGCGAUUCAAAGGCAACUCCGCCUCCUUUUUAUCUAUCCCGUUACUUAUCUCAUGAUCUGGAUCAUUCCCUUUGUUUACCAUUCUUGCAACUACAGCGACAAAUAUGCCGCACAUCCCAUUCCUAUCCUGGCGCUGCUCUCAAAUUUUUGUGUAACUUUUGCUGGUACAGUCGAUUGCAUUGUGUUCGGUUGGAGAGAAAAGCCAUGGCAACACGUACCAGGAGCUGAUGGCACUUUCCUCGGCAGCUUCAUGUUCUGGACCUUCAACAACAGUAGAAGGAGAAAAUGGGCAACACCCGCACCAAAGCCACUUCCAUCAUUGGGCAGGGACGACGAAGAGGAAGUAGAAGCCGCUGAACCGACGGCGCAAACACGAAGAAAGUCAAGACGCUUCAGUGGAGCACCCAGAAAUUCUUCCAUCAAUGGAAACAAGCCCAUUGUUCCUAUGCACAAGAAGACCUUCUCUGGAACUUCUGAUCGGGCGACCAGGGCAGCAGAGCAAGCGGCCGAGAGACUCGCUAUGGAAAGAGCGGACCGCCAGAGUCGCUUUUCGACGCGCAACUCGUCUGUCAACCCGCCAAACGAAUGGUUUGAGCGAAGGCUCAGCGAAUGCGUCAGUCCGACGCGCGAGAACUCUCACUUUGAGCUGGCUACACCCAGUCCAACAGAAGAGGUAUAA
This is a messenger RNA of Aureobasidium melanogenum CBS 110374, 1845 nucleotides long. RefSeq lists its product as uncharacterized. The transcript has 3 exons. Gene Ontology annotation, biological process: adenylate cyclase-activating G protein-coupled receptor signaling pathway. The coding region runs from base 1 to 1845 and encodes 614 amino acids. The record is from RefSeq and is a predicted model, not a curated record. NCBI's taxonomy places the organism in Eukaryota, Fungi, Ascomycota, Dothideomycetes, Dothideales, Saccotheciaceae. Gene Ontology annotation, cellular component: plasma membrane. Gene Ontology annotation, molecular function: G protein-coupled receptor activity.